GGUAGGUGGGGGAAAAAAAGUACAGAUGUAAAAUAACUUGGGUUUCCCAAAGUAAAAAAAAAAAAAAAACACACCUAAGGACUCUUCUAUUUUUGUGGAUGUUUUAGGAAAGAGGCUGUAAGUCUUUGAAUGAAUUGGUGAUCACACUUGUUUACAAUUAAGAUACAGUGGCACUGGCUGAAACAUUUGUAUUUUAAGCAAUUGUUUUCUGCUGCAUGUUUCCAGGGUUACCCAGUCCCAAGAGCUGUUAGGAAUCGGCAUUGCUUAUUUCUGGAGGUUUGCAUGCUGUGCCACUAAAAGAGAGCUUGCUCUGGGGCCCUAUAGAAGAGCAGCGGGCCCCAAGGUGGCUCAGCAGUGAAUCAGCAGGGUCUGGACUAACCCUGCUGGGUUUUCUCUCCUUUCUUGCAGGUGAAGUGAAGGCAGGAAGAGGAGUCUGCGUGCUGCGACCGUUUCCUAUCCAGGGCAUUAGGAUGGCUUCCACACUGCUGUGCCGCCAGCUCGCUGUCAAUCUGCAGCAGAACCUGCGACUGUUGGCGCCACGUUACAGGUGCGUCAGCAAGGCUGCGACUAAGAGCUCUCCAGAUGUUGACUUUGAUGGGCCUUCCAUGAAGACCGAGGUUCCUGGUCCCAGAUCCAGGGAGCUGACAAAACAGCUGGAUAAGAUCCAGAACACCGGGGCGAUAAACUUCUUCUGCAACUACGAGGAGAGCCGAGGGAAUUACCUGGUGGACGUGGACGGGAACAGGAUGCUGGACCUCUACACUCAGAUCUCGUCCAUCCCCAUCGGUUACAAUCACCCAGCCCUCCUCAAAGUAAUGCAGAACCCGCAGAAUUUGAGCGCUUUUGUGAACAGACCCGCUCUGGGGAUUCUGCCUCCAGAGAACUUGCCUGGGAACCUGUUGGAUGCGUUGCUGUCAGUUGCCCCCAAAGGUCUCCGCAAAGUGCAGACCAUGGCCUGCGGGUCCUGCUCCAAUGAAAACGCCUACAAGGCAGCCUUCUUCUGGUACAGAAACAAGGAGAGGGGGAACAUGAAGCCCACCAAAGAGGAUCUGGAUUCAUGUUUGAUCAACCAGGCUCCUGGAUGCCCUGAGUUCAGUAUCCUGUCAUUCAUGGGUGGAUUCCACGGUCGGACUCUAGGCUGCCUCGCUACGACGCACUCCAAGGCCAUGCACAAGCUGGACAUACCCACGUUCGACUGGCCCAUCGCCCCGUUCCCCAGGCUGCGCUACCCGCUGGAGGAGUUCGUGCGGGAGAACGUGCAGGAGGAGGCGCGCUGCCUGGAGGAGGUGGAGGACCUCAUCGUGAAGUACAGGAAGAUUGGCAAGACGGUGGCCGGGAUCGUGGUGGAGCCCAUCCAGUCCGAGGGAGGGGACAACCACGCCUCUGUAGACUUCUUCAAGAAGCUCAGAGACAUCGCCAGGAAGCACGGCUGUGUGUUCCAUGUGGAUGAGGUCCAGACUGGGGGGGGCGGCACUGGGAAGUUCUGGGCCCACGAACACUGGGGGAUGGACGACCCAGCUGACAUCGUCUCCUUCAGCAAGAAGAUGCUCACCGGAGGAUACUUCCACAAGGACGAGCUGACUCCUGCUGAGCCAUACCGAAUCUUCAACACGUGGAUGGGAGACCCGUCCAAGAACCUGCUCCUGAAUGAAGUCCUCAACGUGAUCCGGACUGACAAUCUGCUGGAGGAGGUUUCCCGAGCCGGGAAAGUGCUGAUGGAUGGGCUGUAUGAUUUCCAGGCUCGCUACCCCCAUCUUCUGAGUGCAGCCAGGGGUCAGGGCACCUUCCUAGCCAUCGACGUGAGAGAUGAUGCAACACGCAACAUCCUGAUCAUGAAGGCCAGGGACAAAGGUGUCGUUCUUGGAGGCUGCGGAGAGCGUUCCAUUCGGUUCCGCCCCUCCUUGGUCUUCAAACAGCACCACGCCAACGUCUUCCUGAACAUCUUCAACGACAUCCUAGCGGAGUACAAGUAGGGUGCAAGAGAGCCCCGCCUCACAGCAAAGCACAGGGUCCAAACCCCUCACUCGAGCAAUCAAAAUGAGCCAAUCACAAGCCUCGGUUAAGAACCAUUACAUACAAGCAAACAGUGACGCAGACUGGGGAGUUGUAGAAUUUUAAAUAUUGUUUAAAAAAAACAAAAAAAAACAAACAAACAAACAAAAACUAAUCAAAAUCAUUAGACUUGUUAGAAUUUUAUGUAAGGGAUCCAGCAAAAUCGUAAUCCCUCUUGGGGGCGGGGGGCAACUGAGGUAGGGAGAUUUUUGUUUUUAUUGUUUUGGUUUUGUUUUUAAUUGUUCACCGAUCCUGGAAUGUGUCAGUAGUGUGAUUGGAUAAGCACUUCCCCUUCCUUUGUGUUCAGGGGGGGGGGUUGCCGUGUGAAAGCAGGGGCGCGCUGUUGGGUGAACGCAAGCAAAAACCGUCCCUUUACAUGCCAACAGGCUUCGCAUAUAGUAGAGCCUCGCCUAUCAGGAACUGUGGAGCUGGCAGGACGCAUUAGUGACUGAGGGACGAGGUUUCAGCCCUUCAUAUCUUAGCAGAUGAAUAGCUAUUGCAAUCUUUGAUUUUUUAAAAGUGCAAGACCUGGACUAUUUCUUUUGUAUUUUAAUGGAACCCACUAUUCCCAGUCAGGCGCUCAUAGGUACGUUUUGGCAUUGCAGUUCCAGUAGUACAUGUGUAGCCCACCAACCCCCAGGCUGGGCAGGUUGGUUCAAACGACGUUGUAGAUGAAGCACAAAGCCUAUCCUGUCUCCGGCCUGCUGCAUGGGCUCUUUUCAAGCAGUGCGGCUCUGCUGUACUGGGGCACAGAAAGGGAGGGUUGUUGCCCUUCUGCAGACGAGUUCCUGGGUACUAUCCUCUUGGACUAACAGCCCAGAUCCCAAGCUGGGUCUCUUUAUAAAGACGCGGGCGCACACUCCCGACCAAUGAGAGUUCACUGCAGUUUGGAUAAGCAAAACGCAUUUCUGUUUCUAUAUUGAAAGCAAAAAAGCAAUACCUUAACUACAAGCUCAGAGAUGGAGCGCACACAUUGAACUGUCAUUGAACAAAUAAACAAUCCACACUACACACAGGUUCAAUGAACAGUAUAAUACACACAACACAACGGUUACAUGCACAGUAUAAUACACACACUACACACAGGUUCAAUGAACAGUAUAAUACACACACUACACACAGGUUCAAUGAACAGUAUAAUACACACGCUACACACAGGUUCAAUGAACAGUAUAAUACACACGCUACACACAGGUUCAAUGAACAGUAUAAUACACACGCUACACACAGGUUCAAUGAACAGUAUAAUACACAGCUACACACAGGUUAAUGAACACACGCUACACACAGGUUCAAUGAACAGUAUAAUACACACAGUUUAAAAGGUGUCUUGACAAGGCUUCACACAGCUCUUUUGUUUGAUUAAACUGUGGUAGCCAGGUAUAAUGUUAAUAUAAAGAACACAUGGCUGUUAUCACCCUGCCCUGGGUUUCAGAGUGUAGAUUAUUGAAUGAGCAGGUGCCAGGAAUCUGAGCGAUCAUGCCUUUGCUAACGCCACUGGAGCCUCAUCACAGCACACACGAGUCUCAUCUGAGUCUGAGGGCUUACUGUGAGGAGGUGUUCAUACAGCUAUAGUGGAGGAAUAACUUUGCGAGUUUCUCACCCUGCUGUAUUAAUAGAAGCAUUAAUGUACCAAUGAGAGGUCCUACGCCCGCUUAUUAUUACAAUGAUGGAACCCAGGACUAUAAUUACAAUGCUGGAACCCAGGACUAUAAUUACAAUGAUGGAACCCAUGGCUAUAAUUACAAUGAUGGAACCCAGGACUAUAAUUACAAUGAUAGAACCCAGGACUAUAAUUACAAUGAUGGAACCCAGGACUAUAAUUACAAUGAUGGAACCCAGGACUAUAAUUACAAUGAUAGAACCCAGGACUAUAAUUACAAUGAUGGAACCCAGGACUAUAAUUACAAUGAUAGAACCCAGGACUAUAAUUACAAUGAUGGAACCCAGGACUAUAAUUACAAUGUUGGAACCCAGGACUAUAAUUACAAUGAUGGAACCCAGGACUAUAAUUACAAUGAUAGAACCCAGGACUAUAAUUACAAUGAUGGAACCCAGGACUAUAAUUACAAUGAUGGAACCCAGGACUAUAAUUACAAUGACGGAACCCAGGACUAUAAUUACAAUGACAGAACCCAGGACUAUAAUUACAAUGAUAGAACCCAGGACUAUAAUUACAAUGAUGGAACCCAGGACUAUAAUUACAAUGCUGGAACCCAGGACUAUAAUUACAAUGAUAGAACCCAGGACUAUAAUUACAAUGAUGGAACCCAGGACUAUUUUGGAAAUUGCUUUUUAUUCACAGGAGUUUAUGAACAUCAUUGCAUUUUUUUCUUUCUUCUGUUUUGCCCCCCGCCCCUAAAAGUUGACCCAUUCUUCACCAAAUGAGUGAAGGUAGUGGUAAUGAUGGAGAAGGUCUUUCAAGCUGUCGUGUGAGGCAUGGAAAUACAACAUGACUCCGUCAGACUAUUCAAAUCCAGCAGAUCUGGCCAUCGUGUUUGAUAACUGACAAUACUGUCCUAGUUGUAGUUACAUGUAUAUACAGUGUAUACGGUCUGUAUUAACCCAUUCAUGCACAUUGCCAUGCACACGUUUCAACCCCACACCUUCGCACAGCUGUAUCCCAUCAUGAGACUAAACUUCUUGGAAUCGGUGCCGUUCUCUUCAGUCGCGUCUUCGAAAUAUAAAGUUUGUAACGUCUUGACUGUUUAUGCAAAGUGAAGCUUGUUGUUCAGUAGCACGUGACAAACUCUGAAGGGAGGUUGGUAAUUCUUUUUUUCUUCUGUAAUGUUUACUGACAUUUUGUAAUUGUGGUGAACGUGAAGUUCAUAACUGAAGCUCAGCUAGUCCGCAUAAAAGAAUAGAUUCAAGAAUAGAUUCAUGCAAAUUUUGCCAUUGAUGUUUACUAAACUGUACCAAGUAUGGAUGUAACCAAGUAAAAAUCUAGGUCUUUAUUGUAAUUGAAAAAGAAAUGUAUCAGUAUUGUGAAAUAAAGCUUAUUGUAAUUCUGUGAGUGAUGUCAUGAUGGUGUGUUCUUUGUUGUUUUUUUUAUUAAUAAAUGCUGCUGCUCAUCCCCUUUCA
Molecule: messenger RNA, 5133 nt
Organism: Polyodon spathula (Mississippi paddlefish)
Lineage: Eukaryota; Metazoa; Chordata; Actinopteri; Acipenseriformes; Polyodontidae
Product: 4-aminobutyrate aminotransferase, mitochondrial-like
Exons: 15
Coding region: 471-1973 (500 amino acids)
Biological process (GO): GABA catabolic process
Cellular component (GO): mitochondrion
Molecular function (GO): pyridoxal phosphate binding
Source: RefSeq, a predicted model, not a curated record